CUCGCCAGUUCCCGCCCCAGUCUGCGGGCCUCGGGAGCAGCGGCGGGGCCGGGGCGGCGCAGCGGAGGGGACAAGACCAGGGUAGGAGGGGACCGGCCGGCCGGGAGAGCCCCGCACGCCAUCAAGAUGCUGUCCUGGCAGCUGCAGACAGGCUCCGAGAAGGCCGAGCUGCAGGAGCUCAACGCCCGGCUGUACGACUACGUGCGCCGGGUGCGCGAGCUGGAGCGCGAAAACCUGCUCCUGGAGGAGGAGCUGCGCUGCCGGCGGGGGCACGAGGGCCUGUGGGCCGAGGCGCAGGCCCGCUUCGCCGAGGAGGCGAGCAGCCUGCGGCGGCAGCUGGACGAGCUGAGCUGGGCCACGGCGCUGGCCGAGGGCGAGCGCGACGCCCUGCGGCGCGAGCUGCGGGAGCUGCAGCUGCUGGGCGAGGAGGCGCGCGCCGCCCGCGGCCGCCUGGACGCCGAGCUGGACGCGCAGCGGCGGGAGCUGCAGGAGGAGCUGGGCGCGCGAGCCGCCCUCGAGGUGCUGCUGGGCCGGCUGCAGGCCGAGCGCCGCGGCCUCGACGCCGCCCGCGACCGCGACGUGCGGGAGCUGCGCGCGCGCGCCUCCAGCCUGAGCCUGCGCUACCGCGCCCGCGCCUCCGGCCCCGCCGCGCCCCCGCCGCGCCUGCGGGAGGUGCACGACGGCUACGCGCUGCUGGUGGCCGAGUCGUGGCGGGAGACCGUGCGGCUCUACGAGGACGAGGUGCGCGAGCUGGAGGAGGCGCUGCGGCGCGGCCAGGACGGCCGGCGCGAGGCCGAGGAGGAGACGCGACUGUUCGCGGAGGAGGCGGAGGCCCUGCGGCGCGAGGCGCUCGAGCUGGAGCAGCUGCGGGCGCUGCUGGAGGAUGAGCUGCUGCGGGUGCGCGAGGCCUACGAGCUGCAGGCCGAGGAGCGGCAGAGAGAGAUUGCCUGCCUGGAGGAUGAGAAGGCAGCCCUUACCUUGGCCAUGGCCGACCGGCUGCGAGACUAUCAGGAGCUCGUGCAGGUGAAGACUGGCCUCAGCCUGGAGGUGGCAACCUACAGAGCCUUACUGGAAGGAGAAAGUAAUCCGGAGAUACUGAUCUUGACUGAGCGCAUUGAAAAUGUGCCACAAGAAUUCAGAAACAAGUCCUAUCAGUAUGCCACCUCAGUAGUACACAGGGAAAACGAGAGAAAUCUGUUUCCAAGGCAGAAAGCACCUUCCGCGAGCUUCAGUCACAGCCUGGCGCCGCGUCCUCAGGCAGCCGUGGGAGGCGCCGCCAGGAGAGACGUCCUGGGCUCCGAAUACGCUUCCUUUACCACUGCCCGGCAGGAAAACGCUUACGAGAAAACGGCCAGCCGUCAGACCAACUUCAGAACUUUCUCUCCAACCCCUGGUCUUUUAAGAAAUACUGACGCUCAAGUGAAAACAUUCCCCGACAGACCAAGAACUGAAGGCACACAGGGCACCCCUGCUAACUUAGCCAAAGAGCCCGCCGCCGCCCAGGAAGCCUCCCGAGAACGCCGGGGCGAGGUGGCGGCAGGUGCUUCCGAGAGCACUUGGUCCAACGAGAGGACCGUCCUCUUGGGACGGAAAACAGAAGCUCGAGCCACGAGGGAGCAGGAGAGAAACAGACCGGAAACCGUCCGAACAAAGAGAGAGGAGAAGGUGUUCGAUUCGAAAGAGAAGGCUUCAGAGGAGAGAAACUUAAGGUGGGAAGAACUGACAAAGUUAGAUAAGGAAGCAAGAAAGAGAGAAAGCCAGCAAAUGAGGGAAAAGGCAGACGAGAAGGAGUCCCUGAAGGAGACAAGUGUGAGGGAGAGAGAGAGACCAGUCAGUCUAGAAGUGUCCCAGGACAGCACGGCAGAGGCGGCCCCCCAGGGUCUCCAGACAGCCCUGAAGGAGCAUGCUGGUGAUGGGACAGGUGGAGAGGUGGAAACCAGAGAGGCGAAGCUCAGGCUGGGCACCAGCGACACCGCAGCCUCUCUGAAAGGCAGUUCCGUGACCGAAUCCAUAGCUGAGAACAUCGUUUCCAGCAUCCUGAAGCAGUUUACCCACUCUCCUGAGACAGAAGCAUCUGCUGAUUCUUUUCCAGACACAAAAGUCACUUAUGUGGACAGGAAAGAGCUUCCCGGUGACAGGAAGACAAAGACCGAGAUAGUCAUGGAGUCGAAAAUGACUGAAGAGGUCGACGUUUCAGAUGAAGCUGGCCUGGACUACCUGUUAAGCAAGGACGCCAAGGAGGUGGAGCUCAAAGGAAAGUCAACCGAGCGUUUGAUCGGAGAUAUAAUCAAUCUUGGUCUGAAGGGGAGGGAGGGGAGGGCAAAGGUCGUCAACGUGGAGAUCAUCGAAGAGCCCGUGAGCUACGUCAGUGGCGAGAAGGCGGAUGAGCUUCCCACCCCAUUCGAAGUGGAGGAGGUCGAUGAUGUGUCUCCGGGCCCCAAGGGGCUUGUUGUUGAGGAGGAAGUUUAUGGAGAAACAGAUGUCACGUGCUCAGGAAACGAAGGUCAAAAGACCAGGCAGCCCCAAGAGAACGUGACUCACGUUGAAGAAGUGACGGAGGCAGGUGACUUGGAGGGAGAGCAGAGUUAUUUUGUGUCGACUCCAGACGAACACCCCGACGAGCACCCCGGGGGCCACGAGAGAGACGAGGGCUCCGUGUAUGGGCAGAUCCACAUUGAAGAGGAAUCCACCAUCAGGUACUCUUGGCAAGAUGAAAUUGUGCCAGGGUCCCGGAGGAGGACGAGGAGUCAUGACGCACUGGGAGAGAAGGUUGUGAAGCCCCUGGAUGUUCCAGAAGCGUCUCUGGAGGGGGACGUGGGUGCUACUCACUGGAAAGAACAAGUGAGAAGUGGCGAGUUUCAUACUGAACCCAUAGUCAUUGAAAAGGAAAUUAAAAUACCGCACGAGCUCCACACAUCCAUCAAGGGAGGCUUCAAGGAGCCCAGGCACCAGCUGGUGGAGGUGAUCGAGCAGCUGGAGGAGAACCUUCCAGAGCGCAUGAAGGAAGAGCUGUCGGCCUUCACCCGAGAGGAUGUGGGUGGGCCCGGGGGCGUCUCUGUUGAUGUAAAGAAGGUCCAGACGGCGGGCGGCGGGGGCGUGACCUUAGUGGCUGAAGUCAACCUCUCCCAGACGGUGGAUGCCGACCGGUUAGACCUGGAGGAGCUGAGCAGGGACGAGGCGGGUGAGAUUGAGAAGGCCGUGGAGUCAGUGGUACGAGACAGCCUGGCCCGGCGGCACAGCCCGGGCCCCGGCAGCCCGGACGGGGAGGCGGGAGCAGAGGCCCCGGUGGGCGGCUACGGCUUCAAGCGCUGGGCCACGCAGGAGCUGUACAGCCCCUCCCCGGGGGAGGCCGAAGCCGCCCGGGCCUCUCCCCGCGCCGAGCCGGCCCCUGCCCAGGGCCCCGUGUCGGCCACCGUGGAAGUCACCAGCCCGACGGGCUUCGCGCAGUCCCGCGUGCUGGAGGAUGUCAGUCAGUCCGUGCGGCACGUUCGGAUAGCACGCCCUGGAACUUGGAGGACUGAGCAGGUGUCCCCCGAGGGACCCGCCGCGCAGGUGGUGGAGGUAAGUGGGGAAGGCGGCCUGAGCCGGGCGGCAAGCGCGGCGGGAGCCAGCUGGUCCGCGAGGCACUUUACGUUGGGUCCUGAUCAAAGCCAAGUGUCCAAAGAAGUCGUCUUCCCAGGGCCCGAGCCCGCCCGUCCGGAGGCCGGGGACGCGGAGGAGCCCGGGCCGGUAGAGCUGUCCGCAGGUGCCCACAGGUCCGGGAGGCACAGCCCAUUUGGCUCCCAGCAAUUCCAUGCUAAGAAGGAAAUUAUUUUUCAGGCUGCCGUCUCUGGGGCAGGGAAGGUUGGCGAUUAUUUUCAAACAGUGGAGACAGCGGGUCCCCAGACGUCUGUAAAGCACCUUCAGUUAGGCCCCAGGGAGGGGUUCAGUGAGCAGAUUGAGCUCACCGCCCCCCUGUCAGACAGGAUGGAGCUGGGAGUCAGAGAAGCUUCUGUGCGCGUGGAGGCGUGGUCAGGGACCAGGCCCCAGAGGCAUCAAGGUACCGAGCAGAUCGUGCCCCCACCCUGGGAAUUUAGCGACUCCGAAAGCAGUGCCCACAGAGAGGGCUCGGCAGACGUGACCCAGGCCACCCGUAGUUACACUGUGGGUAGGAAAAUCUUGAUGGCUGAAAAGAGCACCUUCCAAAGGGCCAUUUCCGAACCUCCUCGGGAGGCUGGUACAGGAGACAUGUCAGGGGCAGAAGUGACAACAGGUGUGAGCAGAUCCUUUAGGCAUAUUCAGCUGGGUCCUGCAGAAACCAAAACCUCUGAACACGUUGUCUUCCACGGACCCGUUUCUACAACACUUGAGCUUGCUGGUUCGGUGGAGCCCCCUGAGGUAGGCGAGGUCGCAGACAGUGGCAGAACACUAAGGCACGUUGCCCCGCGGCCCAAAGAAACUUCGUUUACCUUUCAGAUGGACCUGAGUAACGUAGAGGCGACCCCCCGCUGGACACAAGAGGCCACAGUCCUUCCCCCCACAGGGAUGGAAGCAGAAGCUCAUAGUGUGUCUGACCGUGGUGCUUGGAGAGAUGCCAGCAGUAGGAAUGACCUGGCAGCCGGCGUGAGCUUUCAGGGCUCUGCUGGGGACAGACACCAGGCCCCCGGGGGAAAGGACAAGGAGCAGGCUGAGUUUGAUAAGACGGUGCAGCUGCAGAGGAUGGUAGACCAAAGGUCGGUGAUUUCGGAUGAAAAGAAGGUUGCCCUCCUCUAUCUAGACAAUCAGGAGGAGGAGAAUGAGGGACACUGGUUUUGAUAAACAGAUAUUUUGUUUUAAAUGCCAUCUUAUUUGGUAACAUACCAACACACAAAGGCCUUUACUUUAAGGGAGGGAGGCGUACUAUUUAUUAAAACCUCCCCCCUUUUUUACCUUCUUCAAAGAGUGCUCCAGGCAAUGUCAAUUUACUUUAUAAUCUGUAAAGAUUUCAAACCAGUUCAUGCCUUAAAAGGCGUUGGAGUUUUAUUGAGUUGCGACUUUGACAAAAAUGUUUUUAUCUUUUUAGCCUUAAAAGUUCCUUUUUCUGGAGUUUUCUUUUCCACUCCUAGAGAUGAUUUCUACCAUUUUUGCACCUGGUCACAGAAAUGAUUUUGCAUCUGUUUGAAACUAUAUCUAGGUAAGAUGCCUAAAUGGUAAUGCGAUUAAAGUAAUACAUUUGAGUAAACUUUAUUUGCAUGUGCUAACAUGGAAUAAUAAACUAACAUUUUAAGGGAAAAAUGAAUGCAUUUUUCUCUUCCCAAAGUCUUUUCAAAAAGAAAUCAUAGGAAAUAAGCAGAUUAAGAAAAAAUCUAAAUGAUUUCAUCUUAGGAAAAAGUUAUUUGGCAUAGAGUUAAAUUCAUUUUGACUUGAAUGAAUUGCUUUCUGUGUGCAGACUCUUAAAAAAAUGACAGUGUUUUAUUCAUGGAGAGAACAGCUCCAUCCUCCUGCAGUGUAUCAGAUCAACACACUUGCUAUGUCUGCACAAAUUCCUGGAACCCUGCACUGGGUCUGGGGCAGGGGGGAGGGGCGGGGGAUGAUUUUGGGGAAUGGCUUAUAGUACCAGUUUUUUGCAUUACCACGUUAAGUAGCACACAAUCUAAAUACUCUCUUUCGUUAUAACCUAAGUUCUGGAGUAGCCAGCUCCUACCAGAGUGUACUUGAGCUUUUCUGCACCUUAGCCCUUAGCCUCUAAACAUUUAAUUUUGCUGGUGGGAGGCAGACCCUGAAGACAAUAAAAAGAAUGUUGAAGCGCAGACUACCGCUGGACUUGGGCGUGGUCCUGCACAGUGAAGUUGGAAGCCCAGGUGGGCUGUGCCUCCCAAAGAAGCCCUUUCCAACCCACUGAUGAUGGGGUGGAGGCCUUUCUGAGCGCAAAGAGUGAGAGAUGACAUGGAGGUUUUUGCACUUGCAACAGAAAUCAUGACAGUUGGGGUGUUUCGUCCAGGGAAACAAAUAAGACAUUAAAUAGAAUAAGACGUACUGGGGAGGGAACCGGGUGCCUCUCCUGCCGCCCAGCCCUGAAGCACCCAGGACGGGCCCUGGAGGAAGGCAAAGGCCCUACUCUCCCUGGUCACAAAGUGUGGCCCUGCAGAUACACGCCACUGAGUUUAAGAUACUAGGAUGGGUGGGCUCUGCUGGAUUUAUUUUACACAAAGCUAUUGUUUUUAAAGCUUCCUUCUUUAACGUUGUAGCAUCACAUAAAAAUAGUAUCUCUAGCAGCACAGUAUUAUUUUAAUCCAAACUAGUUUCUUUCACCUAAUGUCUAAACUGUACCUCCCCUAACGCAGUAGCAUAGACCUAACUGCCUGUAGUGCCCUGAGGAAAAUGUCAUCCUCAGGUGGGGCAUGAUGGUGGGGGGGUGGUUAUAGAAUUUGAGGGUCUUCCCUCUGAGUGUCACAUAGUGGCUCUCAGACAUCCACGAUGCAUGUUUCCUCAGCUGCCAGGAAAGGCUACUGAGGUAGUUGAGGGAGAGUGAGUUUUCCUAAUCGAGAGGUGGAGAUCGAUCGGUGGGCAGCACAGCUUUCAGGGUGAUCUAUUUUUAAAACACCGUGAAGCAGAGUAUAGAAGGGAAGUUGAUUUGAAUUGCAAGUGUAACCUUUUGUUACCUGCUAAAUGAACCAGUGAUUGUCAGAAACUGGUAUGGAGGUGAUGGCUUUGCCAACAGAGACUUAUCGUUUCUAAUAUAAAAGAGGAGUUGAUUUUGUUAGUUGUAAUUGGUAGUGGUAUUUGUAUAAGUUAUUUAUUGGUGAGAAUUUGGUCAAGGUGACAGCUUACUGUUUGAUGGCAGGACGGGCUGAUGAUGGGGGGAGUCUAUUAUGUGUGUCCAAGAGGGCUUAAUGUUACUCUCCUAGCUUGUGACCUUGGAAAUGAGUGCUAAUGUGAAAUGGUUUAUUAAGGUCACGACUCACCUCCAUUGGAAAAGAAACGUCUUAGGUCUUAAUUUUUAUCUCCAUGUUGGAAUACAUAUCUUCAAGAAGUAUCCUGCCAAGAAUACUUACCAAUAUGGAGUUGGUUACUAAGUCUCUGGAACACCCAGGAGCAGGGCGUGCCCUUGACCCUGUGACAGGUCACCCCACAGCUCCAUGUCCUUUGCAGCCAGUCACUCUGGAGACAAUAGUAGUCAACUUUGUGGUGGGACAGGGUGAGGACACAGCCAGUCUUUUCACAUUUAUUGUGUAGACAAAAUGGUAUUGAUGGAAUGUUUUCCACCUUCCCACCGGUUGUUUUGAUGUUGUUUGUUUAAAAUGUAUAUUUAGAAUGGAAUCCUCUAAAAAGCUAAUCUUUCUAACCUCCUGUUCCCUAUGAAGGGAUAUGUCAUAAGAAUGUGUAAAAAUAAAAAUCUAAGAAAAAAACCCCACAUUGUUCCUAACGAGAAUGAAUGUUUUCCUGUAGGUGUUUUUGUAGUUUUUGUUUAAAUUUUAAUUAAAGCAUAUAUGUGUGUA
Messenger RNA from Hippopotamus amphibius kiboko, 7457 nucleotides. RefSeq names its product synemin (gene SYNM). The coding region runs from base 127 to 4794 and encodes 1555 amino acids. Lineage: Eukaryota; Metazoa; Chordata; Mammalia; Artiodactyla; Hippopotamidae. Gene Ontology annotation, biological process: intermediate filament cytoskeleton organization; fast-twitch skeletal muscle fiber contraction. Gene Ontology annotation, molecular function: vinculin binding; structural constituent of muscle; structural constituent of cytoskeleton. Gene Ontology annotation, cellular component: intermediate filament; costamere; neurofilament cytoskeleton. The record is from RefSeq and is a predicted model, not a curated record. The transcript has 4 exons.